Molecule: messenger RNA, 195 nt
Organism: Phytophthora nicotianae INRA-310
Lineage: Eukaryota; Oomycota; Peronosporomycetes; Peronosporales; Peronosporaceae
Exons: 2
Coding region: 1-195 (64 amino acids)
Source: RefSeq, a predicted model, not a curated record
AUGUUCGAUCCGAAAGCUACAUCAGAGCGGCCGAAUCACCUCGACAACGUCAGCAACUAUCCUCUCGUCGGUGUCAUGGCAACCCAGACCUCGAGCAUUUUAAAAAGGUUCAAAAGGUCGUACAAUGCUCCCAAGGAGAAAAUAUCGGUCUUGAACGCAAUAGCAAGGAAGCGAAAGCUGGGAUUCCUGGAGUAA